Messenger RNA from Leptonychotes weddellii (Weddell seal), 709 nucleotides. NCBI's taxonomy places the organism in Eukaryota, Metazoa, Chordata, Mammalia, Carnivora, Phocidae. The record is from RefSeq and is a predicted model, not a curated record.
AUGGAGAAGCCAGAAAGCUGUGGGACUCAGUGGGACUCAACUUUCUUCAUUUGUCACGACCCCCCUCCCCCCCAGACGGCCCCUGACUACAGCAGCCUCCAGGAAGGCCUGACCUACCUGGACAUGGUGAUCGCAGAGACCUUGAGGAUUUACCCACCGGCUUUCAGGUUCACGCGGGAGGCGGCACGGGACUGCGAGGUGCGGGGGCAACACAUCCCCGCGGGCACCGUGGUGGAGGUGGCCGUGGGCGCCCUGCACCACGACCCUGAGUACUGGCCACAACCCGAGACCUUCAACCCGGAGAGGUUCAAGGCCGAGGCGCAGCGACAACGACGUCCCUUCACGUACCUGCCGUUCGGGGCGGGCCCGCGGAGCUGCCUCGGGGUGCGGCUGGGGCUCCUGGAGGUCAAGCUGACGCUGCUGCGCGUCCUGCGCCGGUUCCGGUUCGAGGCCUGCGUGGAGACGCCGGUACCACUGCAGCUAGAAUCCAAAUCUGCCCUAGGUCCAAAGAAUGGCGUCUACAUCAAGAUUGUCUCCCGCUGACAGUUAGUGUUAUGAGGACACUCCCAGAUUCAAAGAAAACCUUCAUGUGGAAAUUCAGAUUUUGGGCGAAAACAUCACUGAAGCAAUUGAAAGGGUCCCUGACAUGCAAGUAUAAAAGAGGUCUCUAUAGAUUUCCUAAAUGCUUAAUAAAUGUUUGUUGCACUUA